Messenger RNA from Racocetra persica, 121 nucleotides. The record is from the annotation of a GenBank genome assembly. Lineage: Eukaryota; Fungi; Glomeromycota; Glomeromycetes; Diversisporales; Gigasporaceae.
GAAUAUUAAUUCUAAAAGCUCGCUUGUGCUUUUAGAAAUCGUUAUUCCAUAUAAUGUGCAGAUAGUUUCUAAGAGCAUUCAAUUUGAUGAAUUUGGAAAACAAAAGCAAAAAUUUAAGUAG